AGUCGGUUUAAGGCAGAGAAAUGGAGAAUUUUGAAAUAAUUCUAAAGAAAAGUGAUAAUAGCCUCGGUUUCUCGCUCCUCGGAAGUGCCGCCGGUCUGCCACACGUUAUCUAUGAUAUUGUGGAAAAUUCUCCUGCCGCGGAAAGCGGUGAGGUGGAAGCUGGCGAUGUAAUUGUUAAAGUGAAUGGCACCGAUGUACAUCGAUUCACAACUAAGGAAGUACUGAAAUGCUUGAGAUUGUCCCAAGAUCCAGUGACACUGGAGCUCAGGAGAGAUCCCAACGUGAAAGCCCACGUGCGGAAAUAUCUGGAGCAAACUAGCAAUUUGCACUCAGAUGCUGAUAUUCGGCCAUUCAGUCUCAAUGACAGUGCUGUGUCACCCAAGGCAUCGGCAGCCAGCAGCAGAGUGCUCCACAGUCCGGCCUAUCGGGGACCGCCAUCGGAGGCGAUGGUCAGUCGUCCAUCGAGGAUACCGCAGAUUGUCCGCGGCCAGACGGUGCCUCCUGUCACCACGUCUCACGCGCAGCCGACGAAGAGUGCGCCGCAGUCGCCGCACGGGGUGAAGGGCAGGAAUGCCGGUCACAUGCCCGCGUCGAAUGGCACGAACAACAACAACAACAGCCAGGUGCAGCCCAACAAGGCGAGAUUUGAGGCGUACAUGAUGACUGGUGACUUGAUUCUGAAUCUAUCGCGGACGCCACAGAGUUCUGGACUGAUCACAUCACAUGCCAAGAAGGUGGACAGUCUGCGGGAUUCACCGUCACGGAUAAGUCGUCGGAAUGGUGGAAUGGCGCCACAGGCCAAGUACGAUUCCUCCCCGUCUUCGCCGACCUACUCAACGGAUGACUUCAGUGGUGAUUCAAACAAUUCCAAUAAGGUUCUCAUUGAGAAGGACAACAAUUCCAUAAUAGAUAGCAUUGAGACGAAGGCAUCUCAGCACAGUGGGGCUAUAAAUAGUGUGCAGCAGAAGAGUAAAAGUGCGAGAGGAAGUGGUGUGGUGAUGUGCAACAGUACGGCUAAUGACAGUGUUCACAGUCAAGACAAUGUGGCGAAGAGUUCUGCGAUUGACGGUGCGACGGACAAUAGGCAGUGGAUGCAGGAUGCCACACAGGCUGGUGAUAGUGUGGAUUGUGCCAGUCAGCGGGCCUGUGGCUCGGGUCAAAUGCGAAAGCAGCCAAAAGAAUCCCAUCUUCCAGUCUCCUCCAAAUCUUCCUCCUCCUCCACGGUGAAGAGUGAUGCCGUGAGUUCUCCCGAUGUGUGUUUCUCAGUGCCUACAUCACCGAUAUCAAUGUCUACGCCUGUGCUGGAGGAUCUGCCGGCGCUGAAGAAGCGCGACUCCGCCAAUUCCGUGCCCACGAGCCCAGAGUCCGCUGGUCAGCCGGAAACGAAGCUGCGACGUACGAAUAAUACCCACAACGGUGUUGUGCGGAAGUGCGAUGCGGCUGGAUUCAGGACGAGUCGCUCAGAAGAUCACCUGCAACAGAGUCAGCGUGAUGGAUUGAGUGCAGUGAUCCCAAUUGACAUCGAUGAGGAUGUCAACAGUUCGCUCAAUACACUCCUGGACACGCGGCAUGACUCUGAGGAUAGUCAGAGUUCGGAUCGCGACAGGAUUGUGUGGACGUACAAUGCGCCAAUUGUUCAGCAGAUCUCUACCCACUCAUCAACAUCACACUCCAGCUCCAUCAGUUCAUCGCCACAGCACAGCAACAGUCCCGCUUCGCCCACGUCCGUUUCCAGCUCUGUUAUGUCGUCGAAUUCCAGCUCCAAGGGUGAGAAGAAUCCACUGAGCGGCCGAGUGGAUCAGCAUCAGAACCUGAUGGGACCGCCAAAUGGUGAUCACAGUGUGUCUGAGGCGGUGUCGAACAUCUCGAGCCCUGAUUAUCAGGAUGAGGAUAAUCUACUGAGCUCGAAGGACAUGGCAGCGAUGGCGAUCAGUGAUCCAAGUGACUCUGACUCCACAAUUCUCGUCUCGGAUACAGUGCACAGGAUACAGGACAAGGAUAACAAGAUCACUAUUCAUCUGAGGCAGCAAAACAGUCAAUUCGUUCAGCAUGGGUAUUCGGAGUUGAAGAACUCAGAAGAUGAACUUGCCACGCUCAUGGAGGAUCCGCCAACUCUGAUGAUCGAUUCUUCCGGACAGCAGGAUGGAAAGGAAUCCUCACCACCUGUUUCUGACGAUGGCAGUGAUGUGGAUUCCCUGCACUCUUAUCACUAUUCACCGAAGGCUGUUGACAUGCCAUCUGCGGUUCGACUGGCUAAGCGUCUCUAUGGUCUGGAUGGCUUCAAAAAGAGUGAUGUUUCUAGACAUUUAAGCAAAAACAAUGACUUCACGCGAGCUGUUGCUGAUGAAUACUUGAAGUACUUCAACUUUGAGCGAUUGAGUCUGGACGAGGCUCUGCGGCAAUUUCUUCAGCAAUUCUCGCUGUCGGGUGAAACGCAAGAGAGGGAGCGAGUAUUAGUGCAUUUCUCCAAAAGAUAUCUAGACUGCAAUCCAGGAACUUUUAAUUCUCAAGACGCCGUUCAUACGCUUACAUGUGCUAUAAUGUUACUUAAUACCGACUUACACGGUCAGAAUAUUGGGCGGAAGAUGACUUGUUCGGAGUUUAUCGAUAAUCUGUCUGAGUUGAAUGAUGGAGAGAACUUCCCGAAGGAUAUUUUAAAAUAUCUCUAUCAGGCUAUCAAAAGUCAUCCACUGGAGUGGGCUCUGGACGAGGAGUCUCCGGAUCAGCAGAAAUCACGUGCCGAUAACAGUAUUCAGGGCACUCAACUUGGAUCAAACUCUCUGUUGGAUACCAUGAACAGUGUCGCUGCCAUUGAGUAUAAGAAGGGAUAUGUGAUGCGAAAGUGCUGCUAUGAUUCUAACUAUAAGAAAAGCUUUUGUGGUCUGUUUUCAGCACCAUUUGGCAAACGUUCCUGGAAGAUGUUCUACUGUACCUUAAGAGACUUGGUGUUGUACUUGCACAAGGAUGAGCAUGGCUUCAGAAAAAAUCAGAUGUCUGACAAUGUUCACAAUGCAAUCAGAAUUCACCAUGCUCUUGCCACUAAAGCGAAUGACUAUACGAAGAAGCAGCACGUGUUUCGACUGCAGACAGCUGAUCAGUCUGAGUAUCUGUUUCAGACCAGCGAUUCCAAGGAGCUGCAAUCCUGGAUUGACACAAUCAAUUGUGUGUGUGCCUCAUUCUCAGCACCACCACUCGAGGGUGGUGUUGGUAGCCAAAAACGCUUUCAACGGCCAUUGUUACCAAGUAACCAUACGAAAUUACUCUUGCGAGAGCAAUUGAUGUCACAUGAUAACAAGAUUAUUCAGUUGGAGAAUGAAAUAGAGGAGCAUCGACGUGGUCCUGUGCCAACAAAGGGUCUCCCACUGCAAAACUACAAGGAGAAAGAGUGCUUCCUGCAAUAUGAGCUGAAGAGAUACAAGACCUAUUCGGAGAUACUGAGCACGAGAAUGUUGUCGGGUGAGCAUGAGAUGCAGAACAGUCUGUCACAGCAGCAACAGCCGGCAAACCUGAUGCAGGACGAGAGCAUUUCCAAUUCCUACCAUCACUCCAUACUGCCCAAUGCCAGCUUCCAGGCCAAUGCGGCCGCUGGGGCGAACUUGGCCAAUGCCGCUGGGAACAUCCCGCAGCAGCAGCAACAGCAGCCAAAUCCCAUGCAGCCACAACCGGCGACUAACAGGAAGGAGAACAAAUAUAAAACUUAGAGAGAGACUUGUGUAAAGAUAAUACUAUAACAAUAGGAUAUAACGUGGAUAUUUCCUUGAACAAAAAAAAACUGAUUGAAAGUGUAUUUUAUUAUUUAAAUAAUAUAUAAAUGUGAGAUAUAUAUAAUAAUAUACUUUAAAUGUAUAAAAUACUAAUUUUUCUAACGAGAAACACUUGAGAGAGAAAUUUUUUCUUCAGUUUGCGUCGCAUUAACAGAAGAAAAAAAAUGAAGAAAAGAAAACUGAUUAAUACUUCUUUAUUAUGGCUCUCAUUUUCCUUGCCCACAUUUACACACACACACACGCAUAAUUAUUUUUAUCAAAGUCUGUAAUUUUAAUCAGAACUUUUUACCGCCUUUUUUGUCAUUAUUUAAAUUAUUUUUCGCGUGGUAAAAUUUUCCACAACGUCAUCUUGAGAAUAAGAUCUUUUUCUUCUUUUCGAACAGAUGAAUGGCAUUUAUAUUUUACUGUAGCAUCACGACAAGAAAAAAACACGAGAAUUGGAAUUUAUAUUCUAUAUAUUAUUCAGUGAUAUUAGUUGAUAAAAGUUUCGAACAAUUUCUCAUUGAAAAGUGUGUCAAUUGGGAGGUUUAAAAAGAAAAAAAUUGAUGGAAACAAUUCGCCAAAAUUGAAUUUUUUGCGUUGCAAUUUUGCAAAGUUUAUCGCGUAAGAAAAAAGAAAAACAAAUUUUCCUAUUGAAAGAGAAAAGAAAACAAGAAAAAAUGUAUGAGAAAAGAAAUCCUGCGUAUACAAUGUAAGGAGAGUUUUUGCGGUUUUUUGUAUAAUCUUAAAAUGAAGUGAAGAAUUUGCGCUAAAAUUAAGAGGUCCAUUGAGUGGCCGAUGGAAGCGUUUUAAUACUGAUAUCGUAUGAUACUAGCUUUUAUGAAAUUCCUACUAUAUAUGAAUUUCUAUUUAACAAUAAGGAUACAAUUGUGAGAUAUUUCCCCCUUUCCUUCAUGUUUCAUUCACAUGUUUUACAAAGUGCUUCUCCUCUUUUGGACCAGAGUUUAUUAAUAAUUCUUUUUUUUGUCAUUUGUAUAGUGAAUUUGAACAGUUGUAACAAGUUGUAAAAGAGUGAUUUACGGACGUGGCGAAGAGUUAUAUAACAUUUAAUUGUAUAAUCUUUAAUUUUUUACAUGCUGCUAACGUGUCUAAUUGAUUUCUUGAUUUUUUUGGAAAGUUACAAUAUUAUUAUAUCAAUUGCUAUCAGUUCGUUUGAUAACAUAAACCAUUCAAUUCCAUGCAUUAGUAGAUGGAGAGAAGAGGAUAUUGAGACAUAUUACACACAAUGCAGCUCUAAAUUGUUUUCCUGUAAAGAUUUAUUAGGGUGAUAUAUAAAAUGAAAGAAAAAUUCCGAGAAAAUAUUUUAUCAAAAAUUAUCAUAUGGAAUUAAUAAAUGGAAAAGAAUGAAAGUUUACACCAAA
Messenger RNA from Phlebotomus argentipes, 5125 nucleotides. It is a transcript of the gene Efa6, whose product is annotated as PH and SEC7 domain-containing protein. Gene Ontology annotation, molecular function: phospholipid binding; guanyl-nucleotide exchange factor activity; protein binding. Gene Ontology annotation, biological process: regulation of ARF protein signal transduction. Lineage: Eukaryota; Metazoa; Arthropoda; Insecta; Diptera; Psychodidae. The record is from RefSeq and is a predicted model, not a curated record. The transcript has 13 exons. Bases 21 to 3701 code for a protein of 1226 amino acids.